Messenger RNA from Penicillium brasilianum, 4874 nucleotides. NCBI's taxonomy places the organism in Eukaryota, Fungi, Ascomycota, Eurotiomycetes, Eurotiales, Aspergillaceae. The record is from the annotation of a GenBank genome assembly.
AUGUCAAAUUAAAAGAAGGCUUUUCAUCAUAUGAACAUUGCAAGAAGUUUUCUGGAAUACAAUGUCAACCCUGCACUCGCUGUUGAUGCAGUAAUAAGCUCAAAGCGAGCAAGGAAAAAGGUUGAAACUUUGAAGGAGAAUGUGAUGUAGACAUGACUUUACUAAUUCCCAAGUUCAACUAUUGCAAAGAGCCAGUGCUGAAGCUAUGGCAGCUGUCACCAAGGAUGAAGAGCCCCAAGGACACCCGUUAUUGUCAUACGGAAGUGGAGUCAUUGCCAUCCUGGUCGGUCUGCUGAAAUAUUGCAAGUCAAAAGUCUUCCAAUCAGGUGGUUGUUGGAGAUGAUUAUACAUUUUCCGAGUUACGUUCUUCAUCCAGGUAUCAAACCGCCAUCGUGAGAAUCGUAGGCACCUCCAAAAGAGCCAAUAAAACCGAGUGAUGACGUUGGAGUAAGACAUAAACCAUCUUGUGAGCUCGUUUGCUCGCUUCAUCAAUUCAUAGGGAGGCAGAAGAAGGAUGGAGUGGAUCAGGUGUGGCUGUGGUCAAUAUGGCUGUGGCCUUUUUGUCUCGGAGGUGCUGGCUUCGAAAAGUGUUCUUUUCCCCACAAUACACUGGAUUGCGGGCCGACCGGUAGUCUCUCCUGGUCCCUGGUGCGUUUUUGUUUCACAAUCUGGAAGGGAUCCAUGGUCGCAAUACAAGAGGUUGACUGGGACCCUUGACCUGUGGAAUGCAAAGACUCCAUUGUUCGUCAUCCCAUGGAUCUGAUCAGCAUGUAAUUUCCCAUUGUAAAAGAUCGCGAUGAGCACUCAGAAUGCCGAAAGAGUCGGCGAGUCCCGUUGGGCAGAAAACCUUGCCAGGGUUUUUCAGGAAAGAGUGGAGACGGACCACUCACAAGUGUAAAGUUGGCCAUUGGGGAAUGCGGAUUGGCGGUCGGGACCCUGGAAAUCCAAUUGCAUGAAUGUAUGAAUUCGAUGUAUCCGAUGGGAUCAUUGGAAUGGCCUCAAAACCCUUGCCAAGACGGUCGGAAACACGUCUAUAACAUCCGCUGCGACACAAAUGAAUUGGAAAAUUGGCCGCCUAAAAGGUGACGGGCAUGCAUUGGCCCCCAUUCCUGCAGAGUCUUGCAACCUCCGGUGGUCUUGGGGGUCCCCCCCUGAUCGUCAGGUACCGGGUCAGCAUAACCGCGCGCCCUUAGCCUUGUCUCGUCUGUCUUACCAGUCAAAAGGCGAAGCUGUCCGGAGAGAAGGAGAGAGUCGGAGAGAGGGGGGGGAUGAAUGUCUCAAUUCCACCAGGCAAACAAGCGAAUCGUAGCCGUGGACUGCACUGGUGAUUUGCGCCACAACGGGGGAGAGACGAAGAGCCCUUUUGGUGGAAGUUCGAUGACGGCAGGCGUUCCUGGCCGUGUGUGGGUCGGCCUUUUAUUAAAGUGUGCCGGUCUCCUUCAAACUCGCCCGACCGCCCUCAACCCCCUCAAAUCUCCCAUUCCCCGCGCCCGGUGAAUCGCAGACUUGAAGGAUUGGGUUUUCUUUCUUGUUUUUGGCUCUGUUGAUGAGGCUCGGUUGAUCGUGCAACUGGGAAUUCUCCUUGCAUGCGUUAUUAACCGACCUGCGCGAUCGCGAAAAUAUUGCCCGUCGACUCGGGCCGCACUUCUGUCUUGCCCCGUAACCCGAAGCCAUGGCAUAUCCACAGCGCCCGGCGCAGCGACCACCUCCUAUGAGGCAGUAUGACAGCCAGACUCCGGUGUCGCCUGCUUCGGGAGCCGGGUAUGCCCCUGAUGCUGGAUUCGGCGGUGGCUAUGGAGAAGGAGGAUAUGACUACCGGGAGGGCGGAGGUGGAGGAGGGUAUGAAGAUCCAGCCUACAGUUAUCAGGCUGGUCCUCCAGGAGCCCCGCCGUACGGCUCGUCGCAACAACCACGCUCGAUGCGCCCGCCUCCUGGACCGGGUGCUCCAGAUUCUAGACGUCCUUCGGCGGGAUAUGAUGACCGGCGCGGAUAUUCUGGGGAACGCCCCCCGGGAUCGAGUCGGUCUCGGCCUCCGGGUGGACGGCCACCUCCAGGGAAUUUCGAUAGUCCCUUCCCUGCCGUUCCUGGUGGGAGAGAUCCUCGUGACCGACGCGCUCCUCCGCCUCGCGGCGGCCUCGAAAAAGGCAUGGCGGCAAUGGACAUCAACGGCCGAGGUCCUCCACCUCGGCCACACACAUCCAACUCCAACGGACGACGACCAGAUAUGCGACAGCCGCCCCCACGAGGACCACUUCCGAGUCGUGGCCGUGGCGGUUACCCUCCAGGUCCUUCUCGCGCAGCCAGCUCUGGCCGAAUGGAUCGUCCUGAUCGAGCCUACACCGAUCCCAAUGGACCUCCCAUGGGUCCACCAGGUCGAAGCGCAACUAUGCCUCUUGCAACGGGGCCGCCCAUGUAUCCCGGUCAAUCAUCCUAUCAAGAACCCGAUUAUAAAUCCGGUCCUAUGAGCGACAUGCCUCCAGCUCGGCCCAAUACUGCUGGUGGCAUGCGACCUCCUCGCCGUCCUACCAACGAGAUGGAUGGUGGGCUUGGUGCUGGCCUGAUGAUCCCACCGGAUCCAGGAAGCCGCAUUUCUUACGCACCUAGAGAAUUCUUGGAUAGCUACUACGAGGGUAAUGAUGACGAACCUGAUAUGCCUAAUUUCGAUGCGAUGCCGUCGCAAAUUAAAGGCCCCCUUGACGAGAUGGGACUCGACACUCCGAAGCCGAUGCAAACACCGACUUCCCCAUCUUCCUCGGCUGGCGGCCAAUAUGCGGCCUACACUCCUGAUUCAAGCCAGGGGACUACACGAUCUCAGUCUCAGCCUGAUCUCCGACACCCUACCACGCCCAAUCAGUUUGACUUCCAGUUCGAUAUUCCCGGCGAAGGGCCCCCAAUGCCGAUGCAUGGGGGUCAUGUUGGGUACGCGCCGAACGGCUAUGAAGACCAUGGUUAUCCCCCGAAUGGCCAUGCCCCGUAUGGGAAUCAAGGGCAUCCCAUGGAACAGCCAUCGCCCCAUGAAGAAAAUCCAAACCCGGAUACUCUUCCACACCAUCCGAUGCCGGUUCCAUUCCGACCAGGGCACGACCAAGCUGCCAAACCAGCACCAGUUCGCCAAUACGGUGCUCCUGCACCUGCGGGCCCAGCACCAGGUCCCGGCGCGGGACCUGGCCCGGCCGCUCCACAGUCUUUGCCAGCAGAGGAAGCGGGACCCAAACCUGUCACGCACGAGGAGCUUCAGCAGCUACAAAUGAAAGUACGAGGCAACCCCGGGGAUCAAAAGACGCAGCUACUGCUUGCCAAGAAACUGGUUGAGGCGUCAACCGUGCUUGUGGCCGACAACAACCGACUUGACCCCAAGAUGAAAGCCAAGGCCAAAGAAAAGUACGUGAUGGAUGCGUACAAGAUCGUGAAGAAACUCGUUUCGACAGGGUACCCGGACGCGCAGUUCUACCUGGCAGACUGUUAUGGCGAGGGCCAACUGGGACUUGAAGUCGAUGCAAAGGAGGCAUUUGCCUUGUACCAGUCUGCUGCCAAGGCCGGUCAUGCCCAGUCCGCAUAUCGAGUAGCCGUUUGCUGCGAGAUUGGCGCCGAAGAAGGUGGCGGUACUAAGCGGGACCCGUUCAAGGCUGUGCAGUGGUACAAGCGUGCUGCAUCAAUGGGCGACACGCCCGCCAUGUACAAGAUGGGUAUGAUCAACUUGAAGGGACUGCUCGGUCAAGCCCGGAGUCCGCGUGAGGGUGUCUCAUGGCUGAAGCGUGCUGCCGAGCGCGCUGAUGAGGAAAACCCGCACGCUCUGCAUGAAUUGGCGCUCAUGUAUCAGAAUGCAAGCGGUAACGAUAUCAUUGUGCGAGACGAAGCCUACGCCUCGCAGCUGUUCCACCAGGCGGCCGAGCUUGGUUACAAGUUCUCGCAAUUCCGUCUCGGUACGGCGUACGAGUACGGUUUAUUGGGCUGCCCGGUCGACAACCGGACGAGUAUCAUCUGGUAUACUCGUGCUGCCGCGCAGGGCGAGCAUCAAAGUGAGCUGGCUCUGAGUGGUUGGUAUCUGACCGGGUCGGAGGGUAUUCUUCAGCAGAAUGAUACUGAGGCGUAUCUAUGGGCGCGGAAGGCUGCAACGGCUGGUCUUGCUAAAGCCGAAUAUGCGAUGGGAUACUUCAGCGAGGUUGGAAUCGGUGUCACGGCCAACUUGGAAGACGCAAAGCGGUGGUACUGGCGUGCUGCGGCACAAGGAUUCCCCAAGGCCCGGGAGCGUCUGGAAGACCUCAAAAAGGGCGGCAGUCGCAUGCAAAAGACGCGCAUCUCCCGCUCAGCCGUCAACAAGCAGAGCGACGGAGACUGCGUGGUUAUGUAAUUUUCUUAUCUGUUUUAUUGCCAUGCUCGAAUAUCUCGACUUUCUCGACUCUAUUGUAUGGAACUGGCUUCUGUCCAUUCGCAGAUCGGCAUGCAUGUAUCUUCUUAAUGACCCCUCCGGCGCUUGAUGCAUUUUUCUUUUCCUGUCUUGGUGUGAUUGUGGCUUUUACACUUCUGCUAGUUUCAGUUGGAUAGGGCUCUCUCAUCUCGGGGUUUGGGCUGUACAAUUUUCCCCACUUUUGUUUAAGGCUUUCUUCGCUUUUCUUAUUACUCUCAUGUUGCCCGAGUACAUUGGCACCGUUUUAUCUUCGUCUGGCUUCUUUGGAUCUGUUUUUGUGCAUACUCCGCUUCCUCGGACGACGUCAUGACUGGUGGACAUGAUUGAUACCCUUAGUCAAGGGCGUGGAUACCCUGGGGCUAGGCCUAUCUGCAUUUAUAUUGAAUAGAAUGGCAUCACAGAAAUAACCCACCCGUCCACGAACUUGUAUUUCAUGCCAUAUCGCUCUAUAUCACAUUGUUUGGCG